GUAGUCAACGACGUUUCGUUAGUUUUAAUUUUUUUUAACCUACUCUAAAAACGAGUAGAUUUUGUCAAGUAUGUACUUGAUGACACAUUCAAUAAGAUUCGAAGACUGGUGGAGAAAAAAGAAGACGACCAGUGAUUCCUGCCUCUAUUUGAGUUGAAUUCAUGUAGUUAAAUGAAAAACGGUCAACGGUUAAAAACGGCCAACGGUUAUUUUAUGUAUUCUUUGGUUAAAAUUUUGAAGGAUUAUCAACGGUUGAUGCAACUAGUUCGAUAAAUCAACGCCCAUCUCUAAUGUGUAUGUAGUGAGCAAGCAGGACAUUCGCAAAUUCAAUGUUUUAUAUUUUAUAGUUUGUUGUGGUUUUUUGCAUUCUUUUCAUUGUUGCAAAUGCUUAGUGAUUUUAUUUUCGUUAGGAAAGUGCGGAUGGAUCAUGAAUAAAGAUCGGCAUGUUUUCAAUUAAUAAUUCACUAUCCAUGACUGACUUACGAAAUUGCAUUGGGGUGUUGUGAUUCGUGGACGGGCGUGAACAUCCGGAAUAAUUACAUGAUUUAUAAUCAAUUUUACUGCCCACAGUGCAUUGUGGCGAAAUUUCGUGCGUGAUGGUAGAAAGAAGAUAGUGAUAGAGAUACGUUUUCGAUAAUGUCGUUACAGAAGAGCGUUAAGAGUGCGGGGGACCGCGGUGAGCAGGCAGACAACGCAUCGAUAUGCUCCUCAGUGACCACACAGCCCGAUAGACAUGGAUUUUUUGGAGGUGCUCAGUACAGUCCAGAACCCAAGAGGACCGUAUCCCCGAGCACGAUCCUGAAGCGCGAGCAGAAGUGGCUGCGCAUGCUCGACAAUUGGGAAGCUUUCAUGAGCAGAAACUACAAGAAGGUGCGCGAGCGCUGUAGGAAAGGCAUCCCGGCGUCGGUGCGGCCCAAGGCGUGGCUGUACCUGUGCGGCGGGCAGCUGCUGCUCGACAAGCACCCGCACGACUACGAGGAGCUGCUGCGCGCGCCCGGGGACCCCAAGUGCAUGGACGAUAUUCGCAAGGACCUGCACCGCCAGUUCCCCUACCACGAGAUGUUCAUCCGCGAGGAGGGCCUCGGGCAACAGGAGCUGUUCUCGGUGCUGAAGGCGUACUCCGUGCUGAACCCCAAGGUGGGGUACUUCCAGGCGCAGGCGCCAGUCGCCGCCUUCCUGCUGAUGCACAUGCCCGCCGUGCAGGCCUUCUGGUGCCUGGUGAGCAUCAGCGACAAGUACCUCAGCGGCUACUACAACCCCGGCCUGGAGGUGCUGCAGCGCGACGGCGACAUCCUGCACGCGCUGCUGCGCCGCACCGCGCCCGCCGUGCACCGCCACCUGCUGCGCCACAAGGUCGAGCCCGUGCUCUACGCCACCGAGUGGUUCCUGUGCGCGCUCACCCGCACGCUGCCCUGGGACAGCCUGCUGCGCGUCUGGGACUGCUUCCUCUGCGAGGGAGUCAAGGUGCUCUUCAAAGCGGCCCUCGUCAUCCUGGCGGGCACGCUGGGCCCUGCGCGCGCGCGCCGCCGCGCCCACGGCCUCUGUGAGACGCUGGAGCUGCUGCGCCAUCCGCCGCCCGCCGUGCUGGCCGAGGACUACCUGCUGCAGCACAUGCAGCGCCUCGCCCUGACAGAGGACGACUUCGAGUUCGAACACCAGCGGCAGACCGCGCGCCGCCGCGCCCUGCACGACCGCAGCGGCAGCUGAUUCAGCGAGUGCUCGUACCGGCGGUACUCCAAGAACGCGCGCGACCUCUUCCACACGCUGUGAAGCUGAGCGCGCGCCGCCGGCCGCGAGCCCCCCACCACCCCCACUCACAUGGUGAUGUUCCGGCUUUCAUGUGAAGUAAAACCACAUUCCGAUGUGCUGCAGUAUUCUGACUUUACUUAUUUAGUAUAAUGUUCAAUAAUAAUACAUUGUGAUAAGAAUGUGUAUAUUGCAUAUGUAGGUUAAGUCUGUAAAUAUACACGAGAGCGUUCUCUGUGUGCGUCUUACUUUCAUUGUG
This is a messenger RNA of Papilio xuthus (Asian swallowtail), 2005 nucleotides long. RefSeq names its product TBC1 domain family member whacked (gene wkd). NCBI's taxonomy places the organism in Eukaryota, Metazoa, Arthropoda, Insecta, Lepidoptera, Papilionidae. The coding region runs from base 637 to 1707 and encodes 356 amino acids. Gene Ontology annotation, molecular function: small GTPase binding; GTPase activator activity. Gene Ontology annotation, biological process: regulation of GTPase activity. The record is from RefSeq and is a predicted model, not a curated record. The transcript is spliced from 5 exons.